Diaporthe citri is the source of this 1035-nucleotide messenger RNA. RefSeq lists its product as uncharacterized. The coding region runs from base 1 to 1035 and encodes 344 amino acids. The transcript is spliced from 2 exons. NCBI's taxonomy places the organism in Eukaryota, Fungi, Ascomycota, Sordariomycetes, Diaporthales, Diaporthaceae. The record is from RefSeq and is a predicted model, not a curated record.
AUGCGAUCAAAGGCCAUAAACGCCAAGAAAUCUGCCUCUGCUAAUGCGCAGUCGAAGUCCCCAACGAUCGAACGACAGGUCAACGUCGCGCCGGCGGAAUUGUCCGCCACACUGUCCAAAGCCAAUACUCAACAGUCCUUGUCGACACGGAACGGCAUUGGGGCACACCCAGUGCCCGAACUAAUCACAAAGAAUGACAGAAUACGGCGAGUUUUAGAAAGGGUAAACUGGACAAAAUUGCGCGGAGACACUGCCCAAGAGGUGGCUACAUUUCGGGAACUUGAAGAUGCAGAGAAUAAAUUCCAAGAAUUUGAGUCAUUCAUCAGGGCUGAGGGCAACGGGUUCCAAGCCUUUUCCUUCUAUACGAUUCACGAAUUUUCGCACGGAAGAAGAUGUGCGGUGCGGAAGUACCAUGCAGCCCUGUCCAAGAGAAAGGUUAAACACCAGUACCACCCGCCUCUACGUCUCUGCUAUGAGAUUCAAAGACUGAAUUACCACGCAGCGAACGCUGGUACCUAUGCCGAGGGAGAUCCCGGCACAACGCUUUGCGGGAAGACUGCUGUGAUCGAGGAUGGCGAUACCAGGCGGCUUGUUACCAUCGGCGGAGUCAUUCAAGUUGGCAACAAGCUAUACGCCAUGACGGCCGGACACUCUGCAACAGCCGCCGACGAGAUCGGAAGCACAUCAGAAACCGAGUCAUCUAGCCCUUCUAGUAAUGAUAUCGAGUACGAUGAUGAUUUAGAAUCAGCACUGAUAUGCGGUGGACCGAGUACAAAUUCAGACGCUGAGUGGCAACCUCAUCGAGGCGGUCAAAAUGAUCAACACCAGAGUACAGCGGAAUCUGCUGCGUUGACUUUUCAUGGAUCCAGUAUGUCUGGAGACGACUGGUCGCUUCACCUGAUCGACGAUCCUCUGCUGGCGCUGCCUAAUGCAUUGCCAGGAACGGACAACUUCACAACAAGAUACAUGACUUAUCCCGCCAGCCAGCCCUUUCCUGGUCUUUUUUGGCUUAUCGCCGGUGUCAGUGGUCCUUAG